UUUAGUGACACUCAGGAAGGCAAUAGUAAUAUUAUAAUAGAACUCUGAAGACGCCAUAUUCGACGGAUCACACAAGAUUUGCGGAGUAUUUUCUUAAGACACCAUGUAGUUAGACAAUAAACCGAGGCUUUCUUCUCCCUUUCUUCUCGUCAGAGAGCCACGUUUUCCAGUGAAUUAUCAAUUUCGGAUCACCCCUUAAACGCAGCGUCAAGCGACUGAAUUUUAUAAAAUGGCACCUCACAGUGGAAAAUUCACUGGAGAUCAUCACACUGUUCAUACCCUUGGGGCUGGUGCAAUUGCCGGCAUCUCCGUCGGAAGCGUCUUCUUCCUUGUUAUGAUGUCAGCAUGCGUUUUCAAGUGCUACCAAAAGAGGGCAAACAGGCCAAUGAAUCGACUUUCCGUUGCAAUAAAGAAGGGUCUAAAACAGGGCGGAGGCCUUAGAAAAAGUCCCAGCAGUCUGCGUAGCCCAUUGUCAGCGUCGAGUAGGGACUCGUCACCAAUGUAUCCCGACGGGUCAGAAUACAGUGAAGGAAGUGGUGAGCCGGGCUCUGGUGGCCGCCAUCUAAGAUUGCCCAAGAGCGGUAGCAAGUCUCCAGUCGGCGAUCACCACGCGGUAAAGGCUUCCGACUACCCCGCGGAUGAGGACCUUGAGGCGAGCUCACCCGAGAAGGACGACUCCAUGAAGGAAAAGGGCGAGGAAGAGACCAAGGUUACCAAGUUAGGGAAUCUCUUCUUCAACGUUGAAUAUGACAAGCAGAAGAGCGCCCUCAUGGUCACAGUCGUCCGGGCUGUCGAUCUACCCGCCAAGGAUAGGAAUAUAGGGAGCUCGGAUCCCUACGUCAAGCUGCAGCUGCUCCCGGAGAAGCGACACAAGGUCAAGACGCGGGUGCUGCGCAAGACCACGACACCGGUAUACGACGAGACCUUCACGUUCUACGGGAUAAGCUUUAACCAGCUCCAAGGCAUCACCCUGCACUUCGUGGUCCUUAGCUUCGAUCGGUUCUCCCGUGAUGACAUCAUUGGCGAGGUGGUCUGUCCGCUGAGUGGUGUUGACCUGAACAAGAGCGAGGUUGCCCUCAAUAAGGAAAUACAAGCCAGACAAUACAAGAUUCGAAGCCAAGGCCGGGGAGAGUUGCUGGUCUCGGUGUGUUACCAGCCCGCUGCGAACAGGCUCACUGUGGUUGUACUCAAGGCACGGAACCUUCCCAAAAUGGACAUCACCGGUUUAUCAGAUCCAUACGUUAAAAUAUAUCUGCUGUACAACGGUCAGAGAAUUGCCAAGAAGAAAACGCACGUGAAAAAGCGUACGCUGAACCCAGUGUUCAAUGAAUCCUUCGUGUUCGAAGUCCCGUACAACGAGGGUCUACAGAAUAUCAGUCUAGAGUUCCUUGUCCUCGACUGGGAUAGAGUGGCCAAGAAUGAAGUGAUAGGCAAGAUGGAGAUCGGACUGAAUAAGGAAGGCUUAGAGAAGGAGCAUUGGAAUGAGGUGAUGAACUGUCCAAGGAAACAGAUCGCGGAGUGGCACAAGAUGCGAGAAUAGGCGAGCUGGCGGAGAAUAUCUAGCGAUAAAUCAACGGUUUGUGAUUAGACCUUUUGAAAUAUUUUGAGAGGCAUUGAGAAAAAAAAGAGUAGAGUAGAAGAGUAAAGAAUGAUUUGUCUGGGGCGGGUGGGACUAUAGUCAGUGCAGUGGAAUAGUUUGGUCCGGCCAAUCGGUCAAGCUACCUGGUUUAUUGGACUAAUCUGUAGAGCUGUCAAUGGUUCACCUGAAGACUGGUGUUGGUGAUAGCUCAGUUUUGGCAAACUAGUUCAGGUGGAACCAUUUCAUGAGCAAAUGGAAUCGCUGAUUUUCCGCAUUGAACCUGCUGUAUAAAAUAUUGCUUAAAAUAGACAAAAGACUGCCUCAAUGCUAUUAUGCAAAAGUCCUUCGCUAUGGGCAACAGGGCCCAACGUAAAAUGCACCGGCAUUGUGCGUGAUACGCUACGUAACGUAAAUGUGGAGAUAAGCCUUCAAAGUACAACUGAAGGACACUUUGAGGCGGCAUCUUUUGUGAAUCAGCCCUUUUGCAACGGAUAGAGAAUGUUUGCGGGUGACUGCACUGCCUAUUGGCCCUCGGGGCUAUACCUUCAAAUGAGGGGUACUGGGCGGUGGUCUUCAUGAUAACGCGUAUAUACCUCCCAUACAAUGUCGCAAUCAACUCAUCGGGGACUGGAUAGAGAUGUAUUACGGGGUGAAAUUAAAAAUGUGAUAUAUUUUAAAAUUCAACGUAAAAUCAUCUAAAACAUAAUGAAAUGACCAUUCGUGGAAAAGUUCGCAAGGAGCACAGUCUGCGUCAUUUGUUUUUUGUUUUGAUUCUGAUUGGAAAAUUGUUGUAUUUUGGGGUGAGAUGUUCAUUUUAAAAAAAUUCUGCAAACUUAUUGAGUCCUUGAGGAGUUUUACAAUUUAAGCACUCCUCUUUGUCUGAUUGUGAUGAGUGUGCUUGUCAUGUGUCGUGACACCGUGGUAAUACAUGAAAACGAAUUUCACGUAUCGUCUUGUGGUUGUAAAUAACGUACACAAUGUAACGGUUCUACGUUUUACAAUGUAUUCAAUAAUCAUAUCAUAAUAUCCAACAGAUAAUCAGAAUUGGUGAUAUCUCGCAUGUUGAGCUACAAGAACCGACCAUUGAAGGCCGCUACUAACUUAAAUGUAAAUACUUAGAUACUUCCCAUCGGAUUCAUUUUCGACCAAUUACAAAUUCGUCAGGACCUGAACGUAAGUCUCUUGUGAUGGAUACUAAGGUUUUUUGGUCAUUAUUUUGUCAUCCUGAGACAGUGCUCUUUAGGUCAUUUCUGUACCACCCUGGACUUUAUUUCAAAUUACUGACAGUUUCCGGUUCCUUAAAAUGUUUUCAUAGUCGAAUUCCCCCUCUGCUUGCUUUCACGCCAUCUUUAUUAUAACCGGAAAUACUCCGGUCUGUAGGGGAACAAAUAUUCUGAUUGGUUAAGAGCUAGCCUAAAAUGGCUGAUGCUGGCCAAUAUUGUUAUGCUUAUUUGAUCAUGUGAUAGCUAAAUUACCCACCUUUUCGUUAACUGACUUUGAUUAAAUAUAUUCUAAACGACGUCCCUUAUACAUGUAAAUGUGUCGUUCAUAUACGUUAUUCAUGGUAAUUUCAUAUUCGUGUGUAUAGUUUGUUGUUGGGCUCUUAUUUUGACGACAACACACAGGGUUAGCCGUACAUGUUCUUUGUAAGUAUUUAGUAUGUACACAUAAAGAAGUCAUUUCCGAAAAACACGCCAAAAGAUUUUUUCUUCUUGCUGAUAAGGAAAGGAGCUGCUCUGUGAUACUGGUAUAAUUAAAGUUUUUACUGCCCACCAAAGACAUCACUUUCGAGGAUGCAUACGCAAAUAUUGUGAAUUGUCUGAUGAAAUCUCCAUUUCCUUUAAAAAUUGGCUUGAUGAGUUUUGGAAAUGUAUUCUUUAUGUAUUUGUUAAUCCACCGGGGAACAACUUUAUAAACAUUAUCUUCACGAAAUCACCACCGGCCAGGUUUUUAUCAUAUUCCGGGUGAUGUUGGUACUACUUACAUUUUAUUUUACAUAUUUUUUAUUUUAUAGGCCUAUGUCAAAAUAAAUUAUACAAAGUGAGCAACGGAACAACGAGAAUUUUAUUCCUGACCACCAUUUUAUCUGCAUAGCGGAAACGUUUGUAAGACAAUGAUGGUUUAGAAAAAUUGCGUACAUAUACACCCGCCGAACCAGAAGUAAAAUAAACCUCUGUACGAUACUUUAUAAAUUGAUUCAUGUCGGCUGAUAAGGAAUCUCGAGAUUUCUUUCUAGAGUCCAACUUAAUUAACGUUUUAAAGUCUAAUCAAAGUUCAUCCAUCUGAUACGAAUAUGACACCCAUUAAGCAGACCCAAUUUCCCCGGGAGAUGCUUAUAUUGAGUACAAAUAUAUGGUAGAUAUUGUAAAUAAUUCGAUUUAUUUGCAAGUCAUCACCUCAUUUCCGGGGGUCUGUAAGAUUAUCUUUAGCCCAUUAAAGGAGGCUUUGAUCCGCUAUGCUGCCAGCGCCGGUUAAGAUUAUCUUAGGCGUGUAUUGUUUUGGGGCAGGUCAGCGCCGGUCUACAUUAUCGUUGGCGUGUAUUGUUUUUCAGUCAGCGAGUCUCUAGCCUCUGACUAAAAGCAUCGGGAAAUGGAGUUCGUUCAUCUUUGAGAAACAAAACAGUUUUUCGAUGACAUUUCAAAUACAGAUGUAUUCCAAAAUAACAUGACCUCCUUGGAGAGUUCUCGAAAUAGGAAAUAAUGAAUGACAAAUACGUGAAAUUGAAUUUCUGGGUGCCUCAAAGAUAAGUAGACUAUUUCGGAACUCUUGUUUGCGAAAGUCGAUAUUUUGUUUUUCUAGAGGCGCAUUUUCAAUCAACUGACGUAAAUCGAACGACUUCUUUAUGGUAAGUGUACAAGACACACAUUAAGCACAAAUUUGGCUCCAUCGUUAUUUUCAACUAAUGUUUUGUUGUAAAAAAUAAAGAAAUAUUCUAUAGCUUUCAGAAUACUUGGGGGGAAAAAUGUGUUUUCAGACUGAUAUUUGUUAAUAUAACGGGAUGUUUUUCCUGCAGAAAGAACGGUUCUGUUUCUACAGGCGUUUUUGAGAAGGAAGCUCUUUUUCUUCAAACUCCGCAGUGAACAAACUUCUUUUCUUCAGACAAAAAAGUGUGCUUCCUUCAGAAACCUGAAACGUACGGAGACAGAGUCGGAAAGGUGUUCCGCGGGGUGUUUGGCAUUCUUACCCCACGUAACUCUGGAUAAUCAAUUCCAUUGGGCCCAAUAUGUAUCGUGAUUUCAAUAAGUUGUAGAAUUAUGCCAUGAAAUACUCAGAUAUAUUUUCGUAAAACAAUAAUAUGUACAUGUGUUUGUGUAAAGUUGUAUAGUUGGUUGAUCUGUAUAUAAACUAAAAGCACAUAUUCAUUAGUUGGUAUAUCACUGUUACAACUAUGCUAUACGGCUGUUAUAUCUGAGUCAAUAUCUUUGACAAACAGUGCGAAUGAAAAGAAAGGAGGAAAAGGGGGUUUGCAUCUUAAAAAUCUAUUGGUAGGUUACUGACAUGAGAAAAAACGAAUCAAGGCAUAACAGAGGGCAGUUGCUGAUACCGAUGAUGGGCUUCGGAGAUUGAUGACAUGGUGUCGUUUCUGCAACUUUUUGUCAUAUUAUCUCAGAUAGAAAAUGGUUGAGUAUUCUGAAGCACAGUUUCUCUUGUCUUCGUGUUCGUUGAUUAUAAUUGCAUGUAUUAAGUCUGUGCCAUGUACAACAUCUACAGGCUUCAUUUAUUAGAUUUUACUCUAUACUACUGCACUUAGUGAAAGGCUGGAAUCGUUGUCCUUCACGAAGUUAGGGGAAAGGCAAAGCAAAAUCCGCUGUUUGGUAAUAGGACUAGCAUGACUGUAUACCAUCUCGAAACUUAAAGGGUUAACCUUUACACAAAUCGUGAAUGUUAACCCAUGUGUGUCGAGAUGGGUACAACAUGUCGCACUCCUUUCGCAAAUCAAACUGAUGAGAGAGUCUCUAAGAUAGCAACAAACACAAAAGCUGGUUACCACUGCAAAGAAUACUGUUGAUAAAGAUAUUACUAUGGGUAAAAAAAGGACUAUUCCAGUCAAUCUAGCUAAAUUCUCGCCAAACCCACCACUGAUUGCAACAGAAACGAAACCUGUUGGAAUGUGUCCAGAUUGCUUCCCUUGAUGAUAUAUCAAAGUCUUCUUAAGUCUUUGGAGUGGAACAGACGGUCUGCUUUGUUUUUCCCCCUUCAAUAUUCAAUUUCUGAGUAUACGCCUAUAUUUAUGUGAUUAUGUAAGUUUUGAACCCAGUGAAGUUCGAGGUAAAUAUGUUAUUAUUACGUCUUCACGAACGAGAAGGAGAUGUCAUUAAAAAACAUAUUACUUCAAGUUACAUGUGCGUGUACUUGAAGUAAUACGUUUUUUAUCAUAGUCAGGUGGAUAUUGUUUUUAAAUCAGAGCUGGCUAAAUGUAAUUAAAACACCUAACCAAAAACGCUAAUCGGCUGAUUAACAGUCUCUCCGUUCGUGAAGACGCAGGGUUCGAAUUGUAAAAUAUAUUUGAACUGUUUUAGACGAGAUGUGACUUUAAGGGUCAUGAAGGGCGAAUGGGCUCGUAAGGGAAGUUCAUUAUGUGCUAGUUGCGGUUGAGAUGCUACAAGAGAUUUUAGCAUCACAAAAGGGUUGGAUUAAGGCCGCGCCUGAUCAGUUUUAAAGCGAGAGAGUAGGAAAUAAGUAAUUUGGCUACGCUGAAGGCAAAGGGCGUGAGAGUUUGGGUGGCAAACUUGUGAUCAAUAAAUUGUAAAAAAUAUGUUUGAGAGGGUCCGAUAACCGAAGACCGUGAUUGUUGACUAUAUUUGAGGAGACAGAUAUGGAUGAUUCCAGCAAAUGAAAAGUUUUAGAAUAAAAUAUUUCAUGUUCUCUUUUACGGCUGUGGGGCAUUAUUGAGUUUGGAGAGGCUAUUCCCAUUGUUAUGUUGAAAUUGACAGACGAAUUCCUUUUCAAUAUGAUAUACUAUUAUAAAAAGCGUUUACUGUUCCUGUUUUGUCAUAUUCUUCUGCUUUCGCUUUUCCUCAAACUUACUGUAAAAAUAAUUCUAUGGCAAUAUUCGGCAGUGGCUCUUCCGUAACAGUUCCAAAGAGAUCAUGAUUGAACAUGUCUCGACGUUAUCUACUUGUUUUUUUCGUCGAGGAAAUGUUAGGAAUGGCCACUCCGUUACUUUGCCACUAUAAUGAAAAGCUUCUUGCUUGGAAAAUAUUGUUGAACUAUUUGUUGAUGUGUGUAAAUACGAUGGAAUCAGAUGCUGGAUCAUUCCGGGUGUAAUAAAGAACGAUUGAUAUAAAAAC
This is a messenger RNA of Lineus longissimus, 6870 nucleotides long. RefSeq names its product synaptotagmin-4-like. Bases 230 to 1540 code for a protein of 436 amino acids. NCBI's taxonomy places the organism in Eukaryota, Metazoa, Nemertea, Pilidiophora, Heteronemertea, Lineidae. Gene Ontology annotation, cellular component: synapse; axon; exocytic vesicle. Gene Ontology annotation, molecular function: SNARE binding; phosphatidylserine binding; clathrin binding. The record is from RefSeq and is a predicted model, not a curated record. The transcript is spliced from 4 exons. Gene Ontology annotation, biological process: vesicle fusion; regulation of calcium ion-dependent exocytosis; regulation of dopamine secretion.